AUGGCUAGCCUGUUGGUGGGUAAACCUAGGGAAGAAUGGUCAGAGGUGCACCGCUCCAUUGGUUUUGGCCGCUGUAAAGAGAACCAGCAAGUUGAGAACACUAUGAAGAUACUAUCGUUUAGCUACUAUGAUCUACCACCUCAUCUAAAAACAUGUUUAUUGCAUCUAAGUGUGUUUCCAGAAGAUUAUGUCAUUGAGAAAGGUCCUCUCAUAUGGAUGUGGGUAGCUGAAGGUUUCGUUCACGAGAAACAAGGAAUAUCCUCAUUAUUUGAGAUUGGGGAGGGAUACUUCAACGAGCUUGUAAAUAGAAGUAUGAUCCAACUGGUAGAGGCUGUGAAUGAGGAGGCCAUGGAAUGUGCAUGUCAGGUUCAUGAUAUGGUACUGGACCUCAUCCAUUCCAUUUCGUUAGAAGAGAACUUUGUUGCUAUAUUAGACAAGAACAAAGAAUUUGAGGCAUCAUCAUCAUGGCAAGGCAGAUCUCCUCGCAGAUUGGCCCUCCAAAAUAAUGAUAGAAUCAUGGAGGCCCGUACGGACAUGCAAAAACUGUGGUCAUUCCUUUCAUUUGGGUGUGAUAUUGGCAAGCAUUGGGUCCCACUUUCAAGCUUCAAGUAUGUAUGUGUGCUAGACAUACAUACUUCCAGGGGGAGGGGGGAGAUGAAACGUCACCAUCUGGAGCAUCUCCGGAAUUUGCUUCACUUGAGGUACCUCCGGCUAAUUGGUCCUGGUAUUCAUGAUGAGAUCCCAGAAGAAGUAGGAACUCUAAAGUUUUUGCAGACCCUCGAUGUGGAAACAAGGAAUGUGUGGAAAACGCUACCAAGUGUGGGCCUUCUAACACAAUUGUUGUGCUUGCGAUUAAAACCCAUGGUUCAGACAGUGCCAGAUGGGAUUGGUACGCUGAUGUCCCUGGAGGAGCUACAGAUAGCUUAUGUUGAACAUGAGGAAGCAGAGCCAUCAUUAAGGCAAUUUGUCAAGGAACUGGGCAGCCUUAGGGAACUCAGGGUGCUCCGCGCUGGUGUGCCUCCUCGGUUGUCGGCGGAUGUGAGAUUACAGGUGGAUAUGGUGGAGUCCCUGCGCAACCUUGAAAAGAUGGAGGGCCUUUCACUCGGAAACAUGUUCUCUCCACCAGCACCUGCAGAUACAGCGGCGUGGGAAGCAGCCGGCUUCCUUCUCUCACGGCAACUCCGACAGUUGUUUCUAAAUUGGGUAUGCUUCUCUGUGUUCCCAUCAUUCUGUAUCAACCCCUCGCGUCUUCCCAACCUCUCCCACCUGUCCCUGUACGUGGAUGGUAUCGACGAGCAGGACCUGAGAAUCCUGGGCGGGUUGCCAGACGCCCAGACCUCUGUUUCCUCGAUCUGUGUGUGA
Panicum virgatum (switchgrass) is the source of this 1362-nucleotide messenger RNA. Its product is annotated as disease resistance protein PIK6-NP-like. Bases 1 to 1362 code for a protein of 453 amino acids. The record is from RefSeq and is a predicted model, not a curated record. Gene Ontology annotation, biological process: defense response to other organism. Lineage: Eukaryota; Viridiplantae; Streptophyta; Magnoliopsida; Poales; Poaceae. The transcript has a single exon.